GCCUUUUGUCUAGCACUAGAAACUUGCUUUUUUAAAACCCUCGUUGGGGAGGGCUAGAGCGCGAUGCCUCUUGGAUGAUGCUGGUGAGCGUAGCGUGGCCUUCCUCUCGAUUAGAUCUAUCGCGCAUCGCGCUGUUCGCCAUCGUCAGCUCGCCUCCAGCGAAUCGAGUGUUGCUUCCAAGAGCGCGUCACACAGCACCGAAAAAGAUCACGCAUCGGACGCUGUGUGUGACGAGCUCGGCAAUACCGCUCGCGGAGCAUUCUUCUCUGGGAGUGGCGCCUCUGCCGAUCGAAGACGAGGUUUCCACACAGGACGACGUCUUGAAAUCACACCAAGGAUCGUCCGACUCCAUUGUUUUUCGCGUCCACGAGGAUAGGUACAAUGGAGUCAUCGUUGAUCCCGACAGCCUACCAGCCGAUGUUCCAACUUUCGUUGAUCGAUUGGAGAGAUCUCUUGCAUCUUGGCGAGAGAAGCAAAAAAGAGGUGUUUGGCUCAAGUUGCCCAUAGAGAAAUCCAAUCUCGUUCCACACGCGAUUGAGGCAGGAUUUAGAUACCACCAUGCGGAGCCAACGUAUUUGAUGCUCACGCACUGGCUUGCCGAUUCUCCCUGCACGCUGCCAGCGAAUGCCUCACACCAAGUUGGAAUUGGAGCAUUCGUCGUGAACGACAGAGACGAGGUUCUCGCGGUCCAGGAGAAAAAUGGACCGCUGAAAGGCACAGGGAUUUGGAAAAUGCCCACAGGAUUGAUCAACCAGGCCGAGGACAUUUUUGCGGGUGCUAUACGAGAAGUCAAAGAAGAAACUGGGAUCGACACGGAGUUCGUAGAAGUCGUGGGUUUUAGGCAGGGUCAUCACGUGGCCUUCGAGAAGUCGGACUUGUUCUUCGUGUGCGUUCUUAGACCUCUCUCGUCGCAGAUAACCAAGCAAGACUCGGAAAUCGAGGAUGCCAAGUGGAUGCCAUUGUCAGAAUUUGGAGCCCAGGAUUUCUUCCAGAGCCGGAGCAUGCUCAAGAAGAUCCUGGAAGUUUGCAUCGCGAGCAAAGAGAAACAGUACAGUGGCUUUGGCUCGCGGGCGAUGAGCACGGGCUUUCAGCGCAAACUCUCCCACUUCUACUUCAAUACCGCCCAAAUGGGCAAGCUUUAAAAAUUUGUAAAUAUUCGUAGAAUAUGCUAGUGCUUCGCGGGCAUAAGCUCCACCGUCGAUUUAA
This is a messenger RNA of Selaginella moellendorffii, 1206 nucleotides long. Its product is annotated as nudix hydrolase 8. Gene Ontology annotation, molecular function: ADP-ribose diphosphatase activity; NADH pyrophosphatase activity; NAD binding. Bases 75 to 1142 code for a protein of 355 amino acids. NCBI's taxonomy places the organism in Eukaryota, Viridiplantae, Streptophyta, Lycopodiopsida, Selaginellales, Selaginellaceae. The transcript is spliced from 8 exons. The record is from RefSeq and is a predicted model, not a curated record.